Molecule: messenger RNA, 690 nt
Organism: Cylicostephanus goldi
Lineage: Eukaryota; Metazoa; Nematoda; Chromadorea; Rhabditida; Strongylidae
Source: the annotation of a GenBank genome assembly
AUGCAGCAAAUAUUGUGUCUAGACCCUCAGCUGAGGAUUAUUGUGGUUCUCAGCAAGUAUGUGUCCGAGUCUUUGAAAGCUAUUGGAGUUAACCAACCGAAUACUUUACUCACGGCAUGUCAUCACUACCUGCUGCAGAAUCCCAAGCUCUCAGCAUCAAAUAAGGCUUUUGUUUUGGAAGCUAUUGACAAUGUAGUAUCGGAUACGAAGAUCGUCAAUGAACUGGAUGAACAACUAGUUCUGUUGAUUAUAAAUCUUGCCACGCAGGAAAUGACAAUGACCAGCAAGGACGUCGAUACAGACUGGGCUGAGGCUGGGAAAGAUGUUCUGGUGACCUUGGCAAAGACUCCUCGGUUUGUAACUCAUGUCUUAGACGCAGUACUGCAGAAGUUCCCUCCUGGGUUGACUACAAGUCCACACCGGUAUGUGGUGUUGACUCUAGCUACUAUAGCAGAACACAAUCAUAAUUUCGUAUUUGCUUUUCAAGCUUUUGGACUUGUGCCAUUUCUUACCGACAUCUUAUCUCGAACUGUGCCAUUACUUAGCCACGUUCGUAACGAUUCGUUGAGGUCAGCAUGGACAAGAGCUAUCUGUGCUUUUUGUGAAGCAGUCAGAGAAUGCGAAACGGAGCGACCAAAAGAAGCAGUUGAACAAGAUCUUGAAGGUUUUUUGUCUGCUUUUCACUGUUAG